Messenger RNA from Sugiyamaella lignohabitans, 1587 nucleotides. It is a transcript of the gene DBP5, whose product is annotated as ATP-dependent RNA helicase DBP5. The coding region runs from base 1 to 1587 and encodes 528 amino acids. Gene Ontology annotation, molecular function: RNA binding; RNA helicase activity; ATP binding. Gene Ontology annotation, cellular component: cytoplasmic stress granule; nucleus. NCBI's taxonomy places the organism in Eukaryota, Fungi, Ascomycota, Dipodascomycetes, Dipodascales, Trichomonascaceae. The record is from RefSeq and is a predicted model, not a curated record. The transcript has a single exon. Gene Ontology annotation, biological process: poly(A)+ mRNA export from nucleus.
AUGUCGUUAGAAAACAGAUUCAAUCCUCGUCCUGUCGAGGAUAAGGAUGAAGACUAUGAGGAUAUUGUGAGCGAUAGCGAAGAAGUCAGCCAGGAAUCAAACAAGGCUGCUGAUUUGCUUUCUGGGCUUAGCAUUGCAUCAGAUGCGAAAUCCAAGGAAGAGGCAAAGCCUGAAGAAGCCAAGACUGAAGAUAUUAAAGUUCAAGACACUAAAGCUGAAGAGAGCGAAUCUAAAGAAACUACAGCUUCAGAAACUAAGACUGAUGAUGCUAAGGACGACAAGAAGACCGCCUCAGAGGAAGGCGAAGGAUCCGAUCCAGAAAACAAUCUUAUCAAGACCACCUACGAAGUUCGAGUCAAGUUAGCAGAUCUUCAAGCAGACCCCAACUCACCAUUGUACUCCGUCAAAAGAUUUGAAGAUCUAGGACUCAGUGAGGAACUCCUUAAAGGUCUGUAUGCCAUGAAGUUCAGCAAGCCAUCCAAGAUUCAAGAGAAAGCGCUUCCUUUGCUACUUAAUAACCCACCACAAAACUUAAUUGGUCAAAGUCAGUCUGGUACUGGUAAAACCGCAGCAUUUGCACUGAAUAUGCUCUCUCGUGUCGAUACCAAAGUUAACAAAGUUCAGGCUCUUUGCCUGUCGCCAACCCGUGAGUUGGUCAGACAAAUUAUGGACGUUGUUGAAACCAUGGGCAAGUUCACCGAUAUUACUACAGCACUUGCUAUUCCCGACAGUUAUGAGCGUAAUGCUAAAGUCAAUGCUCAUAUUAUUGUUGGUACUCCCGGUACAGUGCUAGAUCUUGUUCGUCGAAGACAAUUGGACUUGUCGGCACUCAAGGUGUUUGUACUAGAUGAAGCUGAUAAUAUGCUUGAUUUACAAGGUCUGGGAGACCAAUGUCAGCGAGUCAAGAAAAUGAUCAAACCCAAUGUGCAAUUAGUACUGUUCAGUGCUACAUUUGCCGACGAGGUCCGUGUAUAUGCCGAGAAGUUUGUUCCUAAUGCCAACGAAAUCAAGCUCAAGGCCGAGGAGCUCAACGUCGACGGAAUCAAGCAAUUAUACAUGGACUGUAAAGACGAGGCUCAUAAAUAUGAGGUUCUUGUUGGUUUAUACGAGCUAUUGACUAUUGGAUCAUCCAUUAUCUUUGUACGAAAGAAGGAGACUGCUAACUUUUUGUAUGGCAAGAUGACGAAAGAAGGACACAAAGUGUCGGUUUUGCACAGUGACUUGACUACCGAGGAUCGUGACCGACUAAUCGACGAUUUCAGAGACGGCCGCAGUAAAGUCCUGAUCACUACCAACGUUCUUGCCAGAGGUAUUGAUAUCGCUUCGGUGACCAUGGUGGUCAACUACGACCUUCCCACCGACAGAAACGGCCGCGCCGACCCUGCCACCUACCUCCACCGUAUCGGACGUACCGGUCGUUUCGGUCGUACAGGUGUGUCCAUCUCGUUCAUCCACGACCGAGCCUCGUACAACGUCCUCCAGGACAUCAUCGACUACUUUGGCGAGGGCGGCAUCACCAUGACCAAAGUGCCCACCGACGACUGGGAAGAGAUCGAGAAAAUCGUUAACAAAGCCAUCAAAAGCUAG